UUCCACCCUUGGUAGAGAAGAAAAAGAUCAUUAAGGUUUUGAUCUUGGUUAACAACAAUGAUUUCUGCCAUUGCCUGGGUCCCUAAAGGGGCUUCAAAGUCCCAACCUGUUUUGACUGACCUUCCUUCAAAAGAGGAAAUUGAGGAGUUCAUUAAUAGUGGAGGCAGUGAGAGUGAAGAAAAUGAUCAAGAGAUGGACAUUGGUGCUAAUGAUCAGGAUGAUGAAGUUGCCCAAGCAUCGUCUGUGGCAGAUGCACUUGGAAAGCCAUUAGUAGAAAAAUGUGAUGAUAUAACCCUUGGCUUAAAGGAGCUUGACAUGGACAAAUAUGAUGAAGAGGAUGAAGGAGUUGAGCUAUUUAGUUCAGGGAUUGGUGAUCUUUAUUAUCCAAGUAACGAUCUGGAUCCGUAUCUCAAUCAUGAAAAUGAAGAUGACUCUGAGGAAUUUGAAGACAUGACAAUUUAUCCAACAGAUUCUGUAGUUGUUUGUGCAUUAAUAAAGAAACAUGACUUUUGUCUUGAGGUUUUGAUACUUGAGGACUCGAAUUCCAGUGAGAUAAACCAGUUUAUUCGCAAUGAUAUUAUAAUCACAGCAUGUCCACUCUGCACAGCUUGGUCGGAUUCCCCUCUUAAAGGGGGAGAAAGAGGGAACUUCAUUGCUGUCGGUUUUGAGGAUGAACCUUCCAUCGAGAUUUGGGACCUUGAUAUUGUUGAUGAAGUAAAGCCAUGUAUGGUUUUAGGAGGCUUUGCCAAGAAAAAGAAAAAAGGAAAGAAAUCCAAAAAGUUCAAGGAUGGCAGUCAUACUGAUUCAGUACUUUCUCUUGCUUGGAACAAGAAUAUACUUGCAAGUGCUAGUGCUGACAAGCGAGUGAAGCUCUGGGACGUGGCUACUGGGAGAUGUGACAUGACGAUGGAGCAUCACUCAGACAAGGUUCAAGCAGUUGCUUGGAAUCAUUAUGCAGCACAAAUUCUUCUUAGUGGGUCUUUUGAUAAAACUGUAGUCAUGAAGGACGUAAGGAUGCCAUCACAUUCUGGCUUUAAGUGGUCAGUUCCAGCUGACGUAGAGAGCUUGGCGUGGGAUCCACAUGCUGAGCACUCAUUUGUGGUGAGUCUUGAUAACGGUAUUGUCAAGGGUAUCGAUGUUCGUGCUAUCCAAUCCAAUUCAACAUCUCAGUCAACUAUUUUCACUCUUCACGCGCAUGAUGAAGCUGUUACCUCAGUAUCCUAUAAUAUAUCAGCAGCUAAUCUUCUCGCCACUGCAUCCAUGGAUAAGACGGUAAAACUUUGGGAUUUGUCAAACCAACAACCGUCUCAUGUAACAUCCUAUGAUCCUAAGACAGGACCUGUCUUCUCUAUUUCUUUCUCAAAGGACGAUCCUUUCUUGUUGGCUAUAGGAGGCUACAAGGGAAAAUUGAAAGUCUGGAACACCUUACUGGAUGCCGGCGUCUCGCAAAUGGUGAAAAGAAAUAAAUAAUAAUGGUGGAAGGAAAUAAAUAAUGGGAUAAGGAUAUUUAGCAAGGAUUUAUGAUAGGAUAUUAUUUAGGAUUUAUUUAGAAUUUUAUUAAUUUAUUAUUAUGGCUGUAUUUUGUUUCUAGUAGGUUUUCUUUGGUUUUCUAUUUUAUCUUAUUUGAUAUAUUUAAUUGUUUCCCAUUUUAUGAUUUCUUUUAUCUGAAA
This is a messenger RNA of Neltuma alba, 1670 nucleotides long. Its product is annotated as periodic tryptophan protein 1 homolog. Gene Ontology annotation, cellular component: nucleus. The record is from RefSeq and is a predicted model, not a curated record. NCBI's taxonomy places the organism in Eukaryota, Viridiplantae, Streptophyta, Magnoliopsida, Fabales, Fabaceae. Gene Ontology annotation, molecular function: protein binding. Gene Ontology annotation, biological process: rRNA processing. The transcript is spliced from 17 exons. Bases 58 to 1470 code for a protein of 470 amino acids.